UCACCCAGCCCCCAACACAGACGCUACAUUCAACAGAGGAAACGGAAAAGACGAAACAUACAAGGUUUUUCAUUUCAAAACCCCGGGGCUGUGGAAAGAACAGAGAGUUCCUUCUUUUUUUAUAUAAACUUGUCCAGUUUGGGCUGCAUUCUCAGACCACAAACCCGGCCUCCCAUCACGUUAUUUCCCUUCAUUUCCCCAGCUGUUUGCAGCUGGCAGAAAGCACCCGCCCUGUUCGGGAAAAAGGGACCGAGAGUGACUGGAGGAGGAGAGAGAUGCCACCCCAACCUUUGCAGUCGCAGGUGAGGAAGAAUAUCCAGAAGUUCCUCAAGAGUUUUUUGGGAAUUAUCCGCAUCCUGCAGAUAGUGUUCGGAGCCGGGUUGUGGGUCACCAUCGCCGCAAACAAAUACGAAGGAUCCAUCCACUUCGUCCUGUUCGUCGCAGUCCUCUUCUGGCUCCUCACCCUCGCCCUUUUCUUCCUCACCCUGCUGGACAAGCAGGACCUCGUCCCGCUGCUGGGAGGGGAGCGCUGGUUGUCCACCAACCUGGCGCACGACGUGGCCGCCGCCGUGCUCUACCUGCCGGCCAUAGGUGUCAUGAUCUACAAGACGGAUCGCAACUCGUACUGCAACCUGGAGCAGUACAAGCACCUCUGUCUGUACAAGGUCUACCUGACAGCUGCCGUGUUCGCCUGCCUGUGCUGCCUGGCUUACCUCCUGUCGGUUAUUAAUGGAGCGUGCAGGAAGUGCCGAGGAGAACAGACGGUCAUCUGAUAAGACUGAAGGGGGGUGAUGGCAACAGGGAGGGAAGGGGGUAUGGGUCCUUUAGUGGGGUAUCCACAGCAAGAUGAUGAAUAGUUAACUUCACUGUAAUUUAACUCAACAGCUACUCUAAUCACAGGUGUGUCUCUCUUGUCUCCCCACACCAAACUUUCCACUUUGGUAGUGAGGCAUCCAAAAUCAUUCUGUCAGUGAAUUUAAGUGUAGCUGACAUGAAAAUACCCAAUCAGCUCCUGGUACAGAGGCCUACCCAGGAUGGGAGUCUGAUUGGUGAGAUGUGUUAGGAGGUCUGAGGCAUUGUACCCCUUUUAUUAAGGCACGUGUGUCUGUCUCCUAGUUGUAGUUAAGGCCAUGCCUCCACCUCUUAUGUUUGUUUUCCACUAAUUUAGGCUAAUGUAAUUUUUCCUUUAUAAAGAAUCAUUAUAAUAGUCCAGUAGGUGCUAUUAUAGUGGCCAUAUAUUCAGUGUUUACAAUACAAUGGGCUUUACAUACAUUUGUAGAUUUGUGUUGAGUAGCUGUCCAUCUAAAACCCCUCAUAGGAUUUAUUUUACAAGGGAUUCUUUUCAUUGCCCUUUUUAAUGUAUAUAUUUUUUUUACGUGUUUUUUUUUGUACGACAGCAAACUAUACUGAACAGUUACUGAAGCGUGGUAGGCUACUCCUUUGGAUCAGCUCUGUUUUAGUUUUGUCUCACUUAAAAGCUGCAAACAGGUUCAUAAGUGCCUUCUGUCAGAAUGCUGUAUAGGCUACUCAACCAGGUUGUUACAACAUCCAACAAUAUGGAUGUGAUCGGUGCUACAAUGUGUAUGCUAAACAAAAAUAUUCCUCAAGUGUCCAUUAUGUAAAAGCCAAAGAAUAAAGAGCAGUAAGUGAGA
Molecule: messenger RNA, 1652 nt
Organism: Perca flavescens (yellow perch)
Lineage: Eukaryota; Metazoa; Chordata; Actinopteri; Perciformes; Percidae
Gene: marveld1
Product: MARVEL domain containing 1
Exons: 1
Coding region: 276-773 (165 amino acids)
Biological process (GO): myelination
Cellular component (GO): membrane
Molecular function (GO): structural constituent of myelin sheath
Source: RefSeq, a predicted model, not a curated record